CAACAACAACAACUCGGGGGGGGGGCUUGUAGGGUUAACAACGCUGCCUGAGGCGGGGAGAGAAGCGUCCGGCACCGGGUGGUGGGAGAUGCUGAUUAACAUCUGAGGUGACGGUUAAGCUGCACGCGAAAAAAAGAGAAGCCCGCCGGCCUCAUCCGUGAGGACGCCUGAUGUGUAACCACUUGUGGGGCGGAAUGUCACAGACGAGGGGACCCCACCACAGUUCAGGAGUGUCGUUUGGUCCUGGAGAAGGUGGUGUGGACGUGCCUGUGAUGACUGAGUCACUGGAGAAUGGAGCCAGCUCAACUGAAGAUGAGGAUCUGGAGGAGCAUCCGUGCAUCCAGUGGACAGGGAGCAGCCACAAGAUCCCUAUCUUCAUAUUCCAUGCAGAGGGCAUUGUCACCAAGGACACAGCCUUGCUCCACGUUGGUAAUCGUUAUCACCUGUCGUUUAAGAUCGUUCGCACGGAGAGCAGGCUGGUUCGCAACAUUCUCUCUGCUCAUGGCUUCCAGGAGGUCAAUCCCAACAGUAAUGACUUCAACCUCAUGUGGACAGGCACCCAUCUCAAGCCCCAGCACUUGCGCACUCUCUUGGACUUUCAGAAAGUCAAUCACUUCCCGAGAUCCUAUGAGCUGACCAGGAAGGAUCGUCUGUAUAAGAAUAUCCAGCGGAUGCAACAACUGCACGGCUUUAAGAAUUUCAGCAUUGUUCCUCAGACCUUCGUCCUUCCCACUGAGUUCCAGGAGCUGUACAAUGCGAACAUGAAGGAUAAAGGGCCGUGGAUUGUCAAGCCAGUGGCGUCAUCCCGGGGCCGUGGCGUGUACCUGGUCAGCAACCCAGUCCAGAUCAUCACUGAUGAGAGUAUCCUGGUGUCGCGCUACAUUCGAUCCCCGCUGCUGAUUGAUGGCUUCAAGUUUGACAUGAGGCUGUACGUGCUGGUGACGUCAUACGAACCACUGGUAGUUUAUUUGUAUGAGGAAGGGCUCACAAGGUUUGCCACCGUGAAGUACGACCAUGGGAUGAAGAACAUCAGGAACCAGUUUAUGCACCUGACCAAUUACAGUAUCAACAAGAAAAGCCUUGACUACGUCAGUUGUGAUGACCCAGAAGUGGAGGACUAUGGUAACAAGUGGAGUAUGAGCGCCAUGCUACGAUACCUGAAGCAGGAGGGGAGGGACACUAUGGCUCUGAUGGCUCAGAUUGAGGAUCUGGUGAUUAAGACGAUCAUUGCUGCCGAGCUUCCCAUCGCCACAGCAUGCAAGAUGUUUGUUCCUCACAGAAGAAACUGCUUUGAGCUUUAUGGCUUCGAUGUCUUGGUUGACUCAAGCAUGAAACCGUGGCUGCUGGAGGUCAAUCUGUCCCCGUCACUUGCUUGUGAUGCCCCUCUGGAUCUGAAGAUUAAAGCCAGCAUGUUAUCUGACAUGUUCACCUUAGUGGGAUUUGUCUGUCACAACCCAAUGGCACGACACGUCAAGUCAAUGAAGACUUCCUUCAAUUUCCCUACCCGAUCUCAGGCCCACCGAGUGCCACAGCGCCCAAUGUCUGCAAGCACUAUGGAGCCGAACAGCAAGGCUGCCCCGGGGAAGGAGACAGCUGGUGGGGUGCAGGCUCCUAGCUGUCUGGGGCUGACCUUGGAGCAGGUGAAGCUGGUGCGUAAUGUGAAGGAAGAGAACGAUAGACGUGGGGGAUUUCUGCGGAUAUUUCCCACUGCUCACACUUGGAAGCUUUAUGGCCCCUACAUGGAGCAUAAAACACCCCUUAACUACCUGCUGGUCUCCAAUCUCUUCCCAGAUAGGGUGAUGAAGCAGGUUGUAUCAGCCAGAGCACGCAGUGGAACAGAGUCAGCGCUGGAUGUGCUGGGUGUGGACAGUUGGAAGCACGCGGUUCAGUACGAGAGGAAGCUGCUGUCACUGGAUGACAGGAGGAGGAGGAGGAGGAGACAGAAAUAUUUCCCAUCACAAAAACUCACAGAAGCUUCUAGAAUCCUGAAGAAGUCUCCUCGGGCUGGAGUGGAGUGGGAUGUGGAGGAGAACGAGGAAGAUGAGGAAUCAUCUGCGGAGGAGGCGGAGGUUUGUGGCCUCGCAGCUCUGCAGCCACUCGGGGGUAGCAAGACGGUCAGGCUGACACUGUCCAAUCUGGGCCAGGCGGUUGGAGAGCAGGCAUGGACACAGGCCAAGCAGCAGGAACCCAGCCGAAGCCAACCCAAGCUCCUGGAGAGGUUACAGAAAGAUCGCAGUCUGAGCAAGGUACAGGCUAGGCUGGCCUUCUCCGCUUACUUACGCCGUGUCCAGCUGCGCUUGGCCAAGGACAGCAAGGCUCCCCCCUCAGGGCAGGAGGAUGAGCAAAUGGAGCUGGUGAUUCGCUUUUUGAAGCGAGCAGCCAGCAAUCUCCAUCACACCAUCAAGGUGAUCUUCCCCAGCCAGCGCCUGCCUGUCUCCGAGCGCAGAUACAUCCUGGCCCAGCAGCUGGCAGACUUCAUCCACUGCUAUAACAAGGAGACUGACCAAAUGGUUCAGAGAAGCCAGAUGGAGCUGAAGCAGGAGAAUUGCGUCCAGCAGGAGGAAUUCCAAGCAUUUGUUAGUGAAGCCAGUGAGAGUGAUCUGGAGGAAGUGCUGACUUUCUACACACGCAGGACCAAAUCAGCCAGCGUCUUCCUGGGGAGCCAAGUGAAGGAGGAGAGGCCAGAGAGCAGGAGCCAACUUUGUGAAGGCAGUAACCCACAGGAUUAUCCAGGGCCAAAGCAGGGACAAUCAAAGGUGUCGAAUUGGUCAGUCAAUGUGGAGGAUCUCCCUGCACACAGCUCCCUAAUAAAGUGUAUCCGCCUGAACUCUAGCCAGCACGUGUACCUUCCCUCCACAGCCCUGGACCGGGCAGAGACCCUCCACCAGUUGCCCUCCGUGGCACCAAUACUCGACCAGAUGACGUUCCUAAAUUCCAACCCCUCCCAAGGUUUUGUGGCUGGGGCCAGGGCUACCUCUCUGGCCGGUAGGCCAGGCUCCACUACCUCACCUUCUCAUCCAACACAGAUCCACGACACUACCCAGUACCUCAGGACCGGCAGCCAUUACCCCGAAGUUCCCAGCUCCUCCUUACAGGCAGCAGCUCCCAUUUAUGACCAGAAGUAUUCCCGGCCCAUCUCUGCCAUCGUCGGAUUGGGUGAGUGGUAUCCCCAGAGACAGCGCCCAGGCUCAGCUGGCCUGUUUGGUGAGGGUGACCACCGACCCACUCACUGCCGAGAGAUUAACAACGAGGCCAUCUCCUCGGCACUGCGUCGCCUCACAGAGAAACAGGCAGCACGUCAAUACGCACCCUCCAGCCAUGUCACUCUCCUCACCCAGCAUUUAUCUAACAUGAACUUGACAAAUGGAGCACCGACCCGCAGCAAUGUUGUAAUGGUGCCCGCGGCCCGAACUCCAGGCUAUGAUUCAGAUCCGGUCCAGGGUUUGCACACAGCCCUUCAGACCCCCAACUGUGGUGGAGCAGACAGGACCACGUCUACAGCCUCCAGGUAAGGCCCAGCCCCACUGUGUUCAUCAAGAGCAAACCCAGUGA
Molecule: messenger RNA, 3552 nt
Organism: Callorhinchus milii (elephant shark)
Lineage: Eukaryota; Metazoa; Chordata; Chondrichthyes; Chimaeriformes; Callorhinchidae
Gene: ttll5
Product: tubulin tyrosine ligase-like family, member 5
Exons: 28
Coding region: 171-3512 (1113 amino acids)
Biological process (GO): microtubule cytoskeleton organization; protein polyglutamylation
Cellular component (GO): cilium
Molecular function (GO): tubulin binding; tubulin-glutamic acid ligase activity
Source: RefSeq, a predicted model, not a curated record